UUAAGGAAAAAGGGUAGAGGAUCCAGAUAAUAAUUCGGGUCGUCUUGUCGGAUCUUCCACUGGUAGGCUAGCGAAGAUCCCCUCAAAAUAUUCCGUUUUCCCUCUCCCUCAUACAGCCUGAUCAUCCGAUUCUCGCAGCUACUCGAUUCAGAUCAGGGGAAGGUUUUUGUUUCCCAAGUAUGUGGUGAAGAGAAAUCCCGAUUUUCUUUUGACCCGAAAUUUCUUUGAUUUUUUUUGCUAAUCGGCGUUUAUGUCUACCGGAGUGGAGAGGCAUGCGAAUUUUCCGGCGCCGGCCGCUGCAGCAAUGGCGUCGGAAGCGAAGGACCCGAAGGCCGGACCGGUUAAGAAAUCGGGUCAGGUGUCGCUGGACCAUGUCCUCUCCGCCCUGCGGGAGACGAAGGAAGAGCGUGAAUCGAGGUUUCGGGGUUUGUUCAGUUUCUUCGACUCUAAUAAUGUAGGGUAUUUGGAUUCGGCUCAGAUUGAGAGGGGGCUUUCGGCAAUGCAAAUUCCGGCGGAUUACAAGUUCGCGAAGGAGCUGUUGGAAGUCUGCGAUUCGAAUCAGGACGGUAGGGUUGAUUACCAGGAGUUUAGGAAGUAUAUGGAUGACAAGGAGCUGGAAUUGUAUAGGAUUUUUCAGGCGAUUGAUGUUGAGCACAAUGGAUGUAUUUUGCCUGAGGAGCUGUGGGAUGCUCUUGUCAAGGCUGGGAUAGAACUUAAUGAUGAUGAACUUGCUAGUUUCGUCGAGCAUGUUGAUAAAGACAACAACGGAAUUAUUACUUUCGAAGAGUGGAGAGAUUUUCUGCUACUUUAUCCACACGAGGCUACAAUGGAGAACAUCUACCGGUACUGGGAAAGGGUGUACCUUGUAGAUAUUGGCGAACACGCCGUGAUUCCUGCAGGCAUCAGCAAGCAUGUUAACGCCACGAAAUAUUUAAUCGCUGGAGGCGUUGCCGGGGCUGCUUCUCGUACUGCAACUGCACCUCUCGAUCGCCUUAAGGUCCUGUUGCAAGUUCAGACUGCAAGGGCUUCGAUUGGUCCUGCAGUUCAAAAGAUAUGGCGAGAAGGCGGGAUUAUAAGUUUCUUCCGAGGCAAUGGAAUAAAUGUUGUGAAGGUUGCACCGGAAACUGCCAUAAAGUUCUACACUUACGAGCUGCUGAAAAGUGUAAUUGGCGAACCGAAUGGGGAUAUAGGUCCGUUUGGCCGACUGGCUGCCGGCGGAUUAGCCGGAGCCGUGGCACAGACAUCUAUUUAUCCGAUGGACCUCGUCAAAACUCGGUUGCAAACUUUUGUAUGCGAAAGAGGGAAUGUUCCAAGUCUGGGAAAAUUGUCGAAGGAUAUCUUGGUCCAAGAGGGUCCUCGGGCACUUUAUAAAGGGCUGAUACCGUCACUUCUUGGAAUGAUUCCAUACGCCGGCAUUGACCUAGCUGCCUAUGAAACCUUGAAAGAUAUGUCCAGAAAAUAUAUUCUUCAUGAUGAUGAGCCCGGUCCUCUUGUACAACUAAGUUGUGGGACAAUUUCGGGAGCCCUUGGAGCGACGUGCGUUUAUCCACUGCAAGUGGUAAGAACAAGAAUGCAAGCUGAGCGUGCGCACAGUACGAUGUCAGGUGUAUUCCGGAGAACAUAUCUGGUCGAAGGUAUCGGGGGGUUCUAUAAAGGGCUUUUACCGAAUCUUCUGAAAGUUGUACCGGCAGCAAGCAUCACGUAUAUGGUCUACGAGGCGAUGAAAAAGAGUCUAGAUCUCGACUAGGCUGUGCUCCUCUCUUCGACUUUCCUGCUACAAUCUGACGGUGGCGACGAUGACGACGACAAAAAUGAUGAUGAUGAUAAAUAAAUUUUUGUGUGGAACUAUUCUUGUGGGUUGGUUGUACCUUAGGUUUCCAUCGCCCCAGACGACGACGCCGUUGGGAGUGAUGGUCCGAGUUUAUCCUCGGCCGGAUUGAUCGACUCUGACUGACGACUACUGCAUGCAUUAUAUAUAUAUAUAUGAAUCUGUGACUCUCUCUGUGUUGGUCUAUGUUGAGUAUUACAUUACAUACAGAUGGUAGGUGGUAAUUGUUGUAUACCAUUGCUGCUGCUGCUGCUGCAUAAGGUCGCCAUAUAAUGUCUGCGGAAGGAACUGAGAUUAGGUACCAAUUUUUGCCAUAUUAUUAUUUAUAUAUCACACGUUGUUUUCUUUGUUU
This is a messenger RNA of Andrographis paniculata, 2180 nucleotides long. RefSeq names its product calcium-dependent mitochondrial ATP-magnesium/phosphate carrier protein 2. The transcript has 4 exons. Gene Ontology annotation, molecular function: calcium ion binding; ATP transmembrane transporter activity. The record is from RefSeq and is a predicted model, not a curated record. Gene Ontology annotation, biological process: transmembrane transport. Bases 251 to 1747 code for a protein of 498 amino acids. NCBI's taxonomy places the organism in Eukaryota, Viridiplantae, Streptophyta, Magnoliopsida, Lamiales, Acanthaceae.